GAAGAAUCCUUCUUUGUGUAAGGGCAAAUGAUAUAAAUAAGCUAUAAGCUAAUCCAAACACAUUAAAAAGAGCUUAUCAAAUGAUAGAAAAUAAGCUAUAAGCUACUUUAGAAUAUAAGCAUAAGCCAAAAAAUAAAAACUAGGACAAACACCCCCUUAAUCUUUUAACAAAACCAUCACCGUUCCUUCUUCACUGAAGAUUCUGGAUUUUGCUCAUCUAUAAUCCGCCACUAGUGCACAGUUAACCACAAAUCUAAACCAAAUCAUUCCAGAAACAUGGAGAAAUCACCGUCAUCUUCACCGAUUCCCUCACGAGAAGGAUCGCCGGAGCUUCAAUGCGUCGGCGAACUCGAAAUCGCGAAACCAAAGCCUCCGGUAGGGUUUUUAUGCGGCUCUAUUCCGGUUACGGAUAAACCGUUCACCGCCUUCGGUUCUGCACUCGUUCCUUCAGCUUCAACGGAAGAAGCUCCGAGAUAUCGAGUGAUUCCUACUGAGACUAAUCUGAAAACGCUGCCGUUUCGGCCGAAUAUACCGGAUAGGGUUCUUCCUAUGGUUGCUGCGCAUACGAGGACUGGUGGAGAUUUACCUUAUGGAAGUGGGACAAUAGCAUCAAACCUUAGAAAAAAAGGAGAAGCCCUUGCUGUAUCUGGUUUAACAGAGCAUGAAGACGAAAUCGACGUUAUUGCUCCAGCUGACAUUCUCAAACAAAUAUUUAAAAUCCCAUAUUCCAGGGCUCGCCUCUCGAUUGCAGUACAUCGUAUCGGACAGUCUCUCAUACUAAAUACAGGGCCUGAUGUGGAAGAAGGGGAAAAAUUGGUUAGACGACAUAAGCAGCAGUCACAAUCUGCAGAGAAAUCUAUAUUUUGGAAUUUCGCUAUGCAUUCUGUUAGGAUGGAGGCAUGUGAUCUUCCUACGGCUCAAAAUUCCAAAUCAGACGAACGGCUCAACACAUCUUUUCUGACUGGAAAUAAUGAAACUGGUGAAGGGGAAGAAUUUAAAUACCCACAACCAAAAGCAAAACAUGAUAGUAUCUUUUUAGGAGUGAAGAAUAACCAAAGAAACAAAGACUGUGAUGCUGUUAAGAAGGUCUCAAAAGUGAAAGAAACUCCUAGACCCUCCAUGCAAGAGUCAGAUAUGUAUAGAAGAAUGAACCGAGAUGGAUUCUUAAGGGUUUUGUUUUGGAAGUUUAAUAAUUUACGCAUGUUUUUGGGGAGUGAUUUACUCAUAUUCAGUAAUGACAAGCAUGUUGCAGUGAGUUUGCACCUAUGGGAUGUUUCGAGACAGGUUGGUCCAUUAACUUGGCUUGACGCAUGGUUGGAUAAUGUGAUGGCAAGUGUACCGGAAUUAGCCAUCUGUUACCAUGAAAACGGUGUUGUUCAGGGAUACGAGCUGCUGAAAACGGAUGAUAUAUUUGUUUCUAAGGGUGUAUCCGAAGAUGGCACUCCUGCUUUUCAUCCUUAUAUUGUCCGGCAAAAUGGCCAUUCUGUUCUGCGCUUCCUUCAAGAAAAUUGCAAGCAAGACCCUGGAGCUUAUUGGCUGUACAAAAAUGCUGGCGAGGAUAACAUUCAACUAUUUGAUCUUUCUGUUAUGUCAAAGAGUCGUGCCACUAACAGCUGUGAUGAUGACUCUACCUAUAUACCUUCUUUAAUUGAUAGAGGGAGAAGCGAUUCUUUACUCUCGCUAGGAACCCUACUUUAUCGUGUUGCUCACAGGCUUUCACUUUCAGUGCAGUCUCAGCAUAACAGGGCAAGGUGUGCAAGGCUGUUAAAGAAAUGUCUUGAUUUCCUUGAUCAGCCAGAUCAACUGGUUGUACGCGCAUUUGCUCAUGAGCAAUUUGCAAGGUUACUUCUAGAUUAUGAUGAAGAUCUGGAUUUGACAUCUGAAGUGCUCCCUCUGGGCUCUGAAAACAUUGUUGUUGAUGCUGAAGACGAGCCAGAUGAAUGCUUGAACGGGAUCUCUAGUUUAAGAAUCCGUGAAAGUUUCAUCCCAAACGAGGAAGAUUCAGAUUCACCCGGGCGCGGAUCCCGGAAACUUUUGGUGUCAAACGAGGCUGAAUCAGGAGAUGUUGUAGUGCAGCCGACUUGUAACUCUGUAGUGGAAGCUAAUGCUGAUCUAAUAUCCUCUAAAUUGGCUGCGAUACACCACGUGUCACAAGCUAUUAAGUCUCUAAGGUGGAGACGACAGCUACAAGGCUCCAAAAGUUACCUCGGUGAACCUGAUCAUCACGCAGCAGGGUUACCCGUUGAGUUAUCCGUUUGUGCGUGUGGUGAUACUGAUUGCAUUGAAGUUUGCGACAUUAGGAAGUGGCUUCCGACAUCGAAACUAGACGACAAGUUAUGGAAACUUGUUCUUUUGCUUGGAGAAUCGUAUCUAGCCCUUGGAGAAGCCUACAUAGUUGAUGGCCAGUCACAUCAAGCGUUAAAAGUCGUCCGUUUAGCGUGUUUGGUAUACGGAUCCAUGCCACAACAUCUAGAAGAUUCUAGAUUUAUCUCUUCAAUGAGUUCCAGUUGGUCAUCCUAUGAGAUAGAUCAUUAUCUUUUUUGGGCUAAAGCAUGGACGCUAGUUGGAGACGUGUAUGUCGAAUUCCAUUUGGAGAAUCAAAAGACUAAAUCGCCACCUGCUGCCGCUCGUGAGUUAAAAAUGUCACCUCAGGUUGAGAAAGAACUUCAACGGCUCAAGAAAAAACUUGCGAAAUCUAACCAGAGCUGCUCGUCUUGCUCAUUAGUCAACUGUAGCUGCCAGAGUGAUCGCGUCAGCAGCGGCAGUAGUGCAAGUAGUAGUACUACCCGAAACACUCGUUUUAGCCGUGGAAAAAAGCAGACCGAAAAAAUCAUUCCAAAAGUGAUUUCUCAAAAUAUCAUGAAUGAAAAUGAAGACGCAAAAUCUUGUAAAGAUACCCAGGAAGAAAAACCGUCGAAUGAUGGUGGGAUUUUCAGAUACAUUGACGGUUACGAGCAUAUCGACGCAGAUCAUAAUCUAACUAGCGCUCGUAUUUGUUAUGAAGAAGCCAUAAAAUGUUUAGACGAUCAUCCUACUACUUCUUCUGAGUUACAGUCUCUCGUUAAGAAGAAAGGAUGGGUCUGCAACGAGUUGGGCCGAAGGAGACUGGAAAGAAAAGAGAUUAGCAAAGCCGAAGAAGCUUUUUCCGAAGCUAUCUCUUCAUUCAAAAAGGUUUCCGAUCACAAUAACAUUGUUUUAAUUAACUUAAAUUUGGGCCAUGGAAGACGGUCUGCAGCUGAGGAGAUCGUAUCGCAAAUGGAGCCUUUUAGAGAUCACCCGGUUUUCAAGAACACGUUCAACCAAAAGCUAGACGCUGCAAAAUCUCAGUAUUGCGAGUCACUCAGAUACUAUAGAGCAGCAAAAAAGCAAGUUGAUGCCAGUGAUGCAAUUGCAAUACGCGGUGAUCUUAGCAAUGAUGUAUAUACGCAAUUUGCGCAUACAUAUCUAAGGCUCGGUAUGCUUCUGGCUAGAGAGAAUACCACGGCUAAAGUGUAUAAAUCUAAAAAGGAUUUUGGGAAGUGUGAGAUUACGGCUAGUGAUGCAAUCAGUGAGGCAUUGUGUAUGUAUGAGUUAUUGGGGGAUUUGAGGAAACAAGAGGCCGCGUAUGCGUACUUUCAGCUUGCGUGCUACCAGAGGGAUCGUGGUCUGAGAUUAUUGGAGAUGGAACUGAAGAAAAGUAAUCUGUCGAAAGGUGAAAAUAAUACAUUUCAAAGAGCGAAACAGUUCUCGUCUAUGGCUGAGAGGAACUGGCACAAGUCUAUGCAGUUUUAUGGGCCUAAAACACAUUCUACGAUGUAUUUGACCAUUUUGAUUGAGAUGGCGGAUUUGUCUUGUAGAUUGUCGAAGUUGUCUCAUGCAUAUGUGAUGCUGGAAUCUGCCCUGAAUACUUUGCUUGAAGGACGACACGUGCCUGCAAAUGGAAUUACAUUACAAAAAGACGAUUGCAGGGUGCAUGAGCGGUUUUGGGGCCGGCUGCAGACGACGUUAAAAAGUAUGCUAUCGGUGGCUCUUCCUGCAGCCACAAACAAAUCUGUUGCUUCUUCCCAGCAGACCGGAGAUGCCAACAAACUCAAAGACAUGUACAUGUUAUCUUUGAAGGCUACAGAAUUCAGUCAGCUGCAUGCCAUUUACAAGUUGUGGGUAUCAUAAUUCUGCACAACAUAUGCAUUUUGAUUACUUUUAUGCUCUUAUGUAGAUUUGGAAUACAAACUAGAGUGCCACAUUGAAAGGGUCGGGUCUAAACGAUUUUUUGCCCAAAGUUUCUGACGGUAAACAAUGGUUGAUAACUAUUAUAUAAUCUUGUUUUUUUUGACAAAACUAUUUAGGAAGUUCUACGUGUAAAAAAA
This is a messenger RNA of Helianthus annuus (common sunflower), 4346 nucleotides long. RefSeq lists its product as uncharacterized. The coding region runs from base 277 to 4149 and encodes 1290 amino acids. Gene Ontology annotation, molecular function: protein binding. The transcript has 9 exons. Lineage: Eukaryota; Viridiplantae; Streptophyta; Magnoliopsida; Asterales; Asteraceae. Gene Ontology annotation, biological process: positive regulation of DNA-templated transcription. The record is from RefSeq and is a predicted model, not a curated record.